This is a messenger RNA of Diversispora eburnea, 876 nucleotides long. NCBI's taxonomy places the organism in Eukaryota, Fungi, Glomeromycota, Glomeromycetes, Diversisporales, Diversisporaceae. The record is from the annotation of a GenBank genome assembly.
AUGAAGUUCGCCACAAAGACAUUUAUCUUUAUUGCUAUCUUCUGUCUUAUUAUUAUUGCCGUUGUUGCCCAGAAUCCUUCACCUACCAGUUCCGUAACUUCACCUACCAGUUCUAUAGCUCGACCUACCAGUUCCGUAACUUCACCUACCAGUUCUAUAGCUCGACCUACCAGUUCCGCAGCUCGACCUACUCCACCUCCACCUAUCAGUUCUGCAGCUGGUUCUCCUACUGGUGAACCAUCGCCAUCAGGAAGCGAGGAAGGGGAAGGGGAAGGAGGCGCACCUGAUGAACCGCUUCCUGAUGGCGAUGUAACUUACGUAGAAACUGUAGAUACUACGGUUGCGGAAGCAGUUGGAGUAGAUGGGAAGGUAGAUGAAAAGGUAGACGGAAAGGUAGAUGGAAUAGAAGACGGAAAGGUAGAUGUAAUAGAAGACGGAAAGGUAGAUGUAAUAGAAGACGGAAAGGUAGAUGGAAUAGAAGAUGAAAGGGUAGACGGAAUGGGAGACGGAAUGGAAGACGGAAAGGAAGAUGAAUCGACAGGAGUAAAAACAUAUGUAUUAGUACCAACAACAAUGGUAGUAUCAGCUUGGGGUUCCGACAUUAGUGUCAGUGAUAAUUUCAUUAUAUAUUUAUUGGUUGGGAUAGAUUUUCGAUACGAUGCGACGAUAUUUCUAUUACCGAUUAUGAUCCAAGUAAUAAUCAUACCUUUAAGAAAGACUCUAAACGAACAAAAUCUAUUAAGAGAGGUAUUAGGUCAUCAAAAACGUGGCCAUGGAAGUUUACAAAUAAAUAAUCAGGAGUUUUUUGUAACAGAUAAAUAUGAAGUAAUACCUAUGAGAACAAGUUUGAUGUAUGGUGUGAAUAAUUUUAUUUAA